Oncorhynchus keta (chum salmon) is the source of this 264-nucleotide messenger RNA. RefSeq names its product calpain-2 catalytic subunit-like. The record is from RefSeq and is a predicted model, not a curated record. Bases 16 to 264 code for a protein of 82 amino acids. Gene Ontology annotation, molecular function: calcium-dependent cysteine-type endopeptidase activity. The transcript is spliced from 2 exons. Lineage: Eukaryota; Metazoa; Chordata; Actinopteri; Salmoniformes; Salmonidae. Gene Ontology annotation, cellular component: cytoplasm. Gene Ontology annotation, biological process: proteolysis.
CUCUUUUCUAUUGACAUGUGUUUGUGUUUUCUCCCAGCUCCUCAGAGUGGCACCAUGUCAGUGAUGAAGACCGGACUGAUCAACAAAUCUGAAAAUGGAGAGUUCUGGAUGUCGUUCUCAGACUUCCUCAGUCAGUACUCUCGUCUGGAGAUCUGUAACCUUACCCCGGACACCCUCUCAGAAGAUGAGAACCAGAAUUGGGCUCUUAACAAGUUUGAAGGCGCCUGGAGGGAAAGGUUACACAGCCGGGGGUAUGGACCCUGA